Molecule: messenger RNA, 1524 nt
Organism: Ictalurus furcatus (blue catfish)
Lineage: Eukaryota; Metazoa; Chordata; Actinopteri; Siluriformes; Ictaluridae
Product: serine/threonine-protein kinase pim-2-like
Exons: 7
Coding region: 115-1266 (383 amino acids)
Biological process (GO): regulation of mitotic cell cycle; negative regulation of apoptotic process; protein autophosphorylation
Cellular component (GO): cytoplasm
Molecular function (GO): ATP binding; protein serine/threonine kinase activity
Source: RefSeq, a predicted model, not a curated record
GUUGCUAGACAACGCAUUGUUGUGAUCAGUUACAGGCAGAAGAACGCAUGCUGUAAACGACACUUGUUUUACAGACUUAUAAAAUGACACUGAUUUUUGCUGAAACUGGAAGUGAUGGAUUACAAUUGUCUAGUAUCCAGCCGACUCUUUGCUAGAAGGGAAAGCCAGGAGAAUCCUCUGAAGAGAAAAAGGAUGGAUCUUGCUCCUGAACAACCUGAGCUCCAGCCCAAGGAGAAACAGCUGAAAAAGAAGAGAAGAGAGACAGAAGAGAAGGAUGUGAUGACUGAAAAGACAGAGACCUGUGUAGAGGCAUCCUGCUCUGUCACCAGAAGUGUAAGCAAAGAGAGUCCUUUGAAGAGGAAAUGGAUGGAUGCUCCUCCUGAAAGACCCGAACCCCAGCCUGAGGAGCAGAAAAGGGUGGAAAAGAGGAAGCGAACAGAGACAGCAGAGAACGAUGUGAAGACAGGAAAGACAGAAAAGUUUUUCAGUCGCUUCACUGUUGGAAAGUUGCUGGGAAAAGGAAGCUUUGGUUUCGUGUAUGCAGGUGUCCAAAAAUCAGAUGGGAAAAAGGUGGCCCUGAAAUUCAUGAAGAGGUGUGAAAUUUACCCAUACAUCACCCUUCCUGGCGACACACGCAGACUCCCUCUUGAGGUGGCAUUAAUGGAGCUCGUGUGCAAGCCACCUCACUGUCCACAUGUGAUAGAGCUGCUGGAAUGUUUUGAGACGCCCAAAUUCUUCAUCCUGGUUCUGGAGAGGCCCGACCCUUGCGUUGAUCUCUUCGAAUACUGUGAAGAUGUGGGCAUGUCUGAAUCUAAGGCUCAAACUAUCAUGAAGCAAGUACUUCUUGCUGCACUUCACUGCCGUGACCGGGGUGUGUUCCAUCGGGACAUCAAGGACGAAAACGUUCUCCUGAACCCUCAGACCCUUGAAGUGAAGCUGAUUGAUUUCGGCUGUGGUGAUCUGCUGAAGGACACCCCUUACACAGAAUAUUCAGACGCCUGUCUCAUUCAGGCACCUGGACUUUCCAGCCACCUGAAUGGAUCACUGAAGGAGAGUACGAGGCAGAACCUACCACCGUCUGGGGUCUUGGCAUAUUCCUUUACCAACUGCUAUGUCAAGAAGAGUUAUUUUGUUCAGACCACGAGAUUGUUGAAGGCCACAUGGACUUCCCUGAUUAUCUGUCUGAAGCGAAGCCAGCAACUCGAGCCUGAGGGCGGCAAAGUCAGGGUCAACACGAGGCGAGGCGGAUUCAGGAGAAGAAGGUGAUUGGCUCACAGCCGUGGUCGCUGCGUGUACACUAGGCCUCAGUUUGUGUCUGAAUAGUACUACGAGCUUUCGUGUUUUUUCCAGACAUUUUAGGUUUUACAAAGUUAAACAUGCAAACAAAAAAAAAAAACCAUUGUAGAAUGAGUCAAAAUCUAUUGUAUGACCGAAAAGCGCAAGUUAAUUACAAUUUUAAUCAAAAUUAGCAGGAGCCUCCAACUUUGUGUCCUACUCCAUUGGCAGCUCAGCAGCGCCGUCCCC